AUGUCCUGGAGCUCCGACGGUGAACUCCUCUUUUCAUCGGGUGACGACACACGACUCCUAGUCUGGAAGCACGACCCGCGCCAUGAACUUGCGCAACCUCUGCCACUAGACGCACAGGACAACUGCCUGAAUCUUCGCUGUGUUAACGCGAUCAAGACGGGUCACACAAAUAAUGUAUUCGCUGCGAAACAGUUAGCGCCGAAUUCAUCCUUGGUCGGAACAUGUGCAAGAGACUCCACUGUACGGGUAUUCGACAUUGAGAGGGCGGGCGGUACCAAUAUGCCUAACCGCGGGUAUGGGCGGAACGAAGCUGGAGCAGAGGCGAGAUUACAUUUGUUUAAGUGCCACACGAAGGAAGUGAAACGAAUUGCAACGGAGCAAAGUCAGAGCACCUUUCUAACGGUCGCAGGAGACCGUACGGGACAUCUCUUUGACCGCCGUAUGGUGGGUAGGGAUCUCAAGGAUGAACGUGGGGAUACUGGCGUAAAAGGUCAAGAUUUAGUGGCUUGUGUUGCCCGAUUUGGAAGAGACGCUGAACGAGAAGCGCACGAUCGUGGUGCGCAUGUAACCGGCGCCCGGAUGGCUAGGUCGAAUGGAGAUGAGGCGAGUUUUACGUUCUAUUGUGUGCGUCUCUUGUCAGCGUCGGGUCUGUGUAAUCAAACUCAUGCUUUUGUAAACCCAGCGUAUUCAGGGGAUGCUGUCUACCGAUACUCUAUCUAUGAUACACCGUCCGAGUCUACUCCAAGACAAACGUCGAUUGUUCCGAACAACGACUCUCUGGAACGUCGAGAUGCUAACAGCGCCCGGUUAAAGUCUUCAGAGUCCAGUACUUGCGGAUCGACAAAUGACGACGAAGAGUCGAAUCAAAACCCCGAAGAGGAAUCUGAAGAGGAAUAUGACAGCUCAGAUGAAGACGACGAAGAAAUGCCAUUGCAAAGUGGAAGCUCUUACGGAAAUCAUGCUAUUAUACUUCCCAGAAGCGAGUAUAGGGGCGCAGCCAAUGUACGGACGGUAAAGGACGUCAACUUUCUGGGUAAAAGUGACGAGUUUGUUACUUCUGGCUCAGAUGAUGGAAACUGGUUUUUAUGGAACAAGAAGAGUGGUCGAUUAUUGGGAAUCUGGGAGGGUGAUGGAAGCGUAGUGAAUGUAAUUGAAGGUCAUCCUUUCUUACCGAUAGUCGCGGUUAGCGGCAUCGAUGAUACUAUUAAAAUAUUCGAACCCAAAGCUGGGAACAAGAGAAAGAGCCAUAUUCAAAACUCGGAUGACAUAUUGCAGCAAAAUGCAGAGUCGAACGAACACCCGUCGUUGUUUGGCCGAGCGGAAAUGAUUGCUACCCUUCGAAUGUUACAAGCGACAGGUCGUAUCCCUGACUUGGCCGAAGGGAUAGAAUGUCCUACACAAUAA
Messenger RNA from Rhizoctonia solani, 1404 nucleotides. Its product is annotated as histone acetyltransferase SAGA, TRRAP/TRA1 component, PI-3 kinase superfamily TRA1 protein. Gene Ontology annotation, cellular component: cytoplasm; Cul4-RING E3 ubiquitin ligase complex. The transcript has 8 exons. Gene Ontology annotation, molecular function: protein binding. Lineage: Eukaryota; Fungi; Basidiomycota; Agaricomycetes; Cantharellales; Ceratobasidiaceae. The coding region runs from base 1 to 1404 and encodes 467 amino acids. The record is from RefSeq and is a predicted model, not a curated record. Gene Ontology annotation, biological process: negative regulation of fatty acid biosynthetic process.